This is a messenger RNA of Trametes versicolor FP-101664 SS1, 954 nucleotides long. Its product is annotated as terpenoid synthase. Gene Ontology annotation, molecular function: carbon-oxygen lyase activity, acting on phosphates. The record is from RefSeq and is a predicted model, not a curated record. The transcript has 5 exons. Bases 1 to 954 code for a protein of 317 amino acids. Lineage: Eukaryota; Fungi; Basidiomycota; Agaricomycetes; Polyporales; Polyporaceae.
AUGCCCUACAUCCAAGAUGCAUGCCCCUCGCCUCUGCCGUUGUGCGCGAGCGUAGACGCGAUAGCAGAGAUCAAAGACACCCUGAAGGACUUCCUGAGGCGUCUCAACUACCGCCCUCCCCACACCCCCGCGAACGCGAAGCUCAGGGCCGAAGUCACCGCCGAGAUCGUCUCCUGGAACGCCGAUCUCAGCCCGUCCUUCAUGCACGGCCUCGCAGAGACCUGCUACACCAUCGCCGAGUCCGCCUACGCACACACGAGCUACGAACACCAGCGUAUCAUCGCACUCUACACGACCUACCUCACAUAUGUCGACGACCUCGGCGGGCGCGACCUCGACGCGCUCGGAGAGUUCGGACGGCGGCUGCUCGCGCGUGAGGCGCUGGGGGACCCUGCGCUGGACCGCCUCGUCACGAACCUGCAAGACAUGUACGCGUACUACCCGCGCCUGAGCGCGCACUCGAUUGCGGUCUCGACGCUCGACUUCUUCGUCGGCUCGUACGUCGAGGCCACGGGGAAGGGGAUGGCGGUCGCGCCGGGGGCGACGAAGUACCCCGCGUACAUGCGCAUGAAGACGGGCAUCGGUGCCGCGUAUGCACUGCUCAACUUCGUGAAGGACUGGCGGGAUCCAGAAGACCUCUUCUAUCUGCAGCUCAUCCCCGAGAUCGAAUUUUACACAGAUACAAUCAAUGACAUACUUUCGUUCUACAAAGAAUCGUUGGCCGGCGAAACCGACAACCUCAUCCACCUCCGCGCCGCAGCGGAGCAGAAGGACCCGCUCUCUGUGCUGCGCGAGGUCGUAGAGGAGACGCUGGAGAGCAUCCGCAAGGUGGAGGUGCUGACCGCCGCGGACCCGCAGCUGGCGAAGAUCUGCCGCAGCUACGUCGUUGGGUACGUCGAGUUCCACUUCCGAGCGAGGAGGUAUCGACUGGAGGAUUUGGAGAUGGAGUAUUGA